UACAAAAUGAAAUUUCUCUAUCAAACCCUUUCACCCAACUUCUUUAGGGCUUCCUUCGCAUCUCUUCUGAAACUCAAACACAGUCGCAAAAAUGCCCAAGCAUUACAGACCUCCUGGAAAGAAAAAGGAAGGAAAUUCAGCAAAAUAUAGUACCAGAACCAAAGCACUUAGACAUUUACAAGUUACCUUACCUACGUUCCGGAAAUUAUGUAUUCUAAAGGGAGUUUUCCCGAGAGAGCCGAAGAAGAAGUAUGAAGGAAACAAUAAGACAUAUUAUCAUUCUAAGGAUAUUGCUUUCCUGCAACAUGAACCGUUAAUGGAGAAGUUUAGAGAUAUUAGAGCAUAUGAUAAGAAAAUACAUAAAGCAGUGGCAAAGAAGAAUGAUGAACUUGCUAAACGGUUAAGGUCUCGAAAGCCUGGUUACACUCUUGACAGACUUGUCAAAGAAAGGUAUCCUACUUUUAUUGAUGCACUAAGGGAUUUAGAUGAUUGUCUUACUAUGGUGCACUUGUUUGCUGCAUUACCUGCUGUUGAGAGUGAGCAUAUUCAAGUGAAGGAUAUCCAUACUUGUCGAAGGUUGAGCCAUGAAUGGCAGGCAUACAUCUCAAGAACAAAUAAGCUAAGGAAGACUUUUAUAUCUGUGAAGGGAACAUACUAUCAGGUUGAGAUUGAGGGGCAAAAAAUUACAUGGUUAACCCCUCAUGCAUUACAGCAAGUGAUUACUGAUGAUGUUGACUUUAAGGUUAUGUUAACCUUUUUGGAAUUUUAUGAGACUCUGCUUUCAUUUAUCAAUUUCAGACUGUAUCAAGAUAUAAAUGUGAACUACCCACCUACGCUUGAUCCUCGCCUGGAAGCUUUAGGAGCAGACCAGUAUGCAUUGUCCAAGUACAUUGCUGGGUCCUCUAUGGUAGAAUCCCAGGCUGGGAAGGUAAAGAUGACCGUGGAGUCUGAGCUUAAACUAGCUCAACUUCAGCAUCAGCUUCCUGCAAAUGAACCAGGCGCGCUGAUGCAACUUGUUGAGGGCAUUACAGGGGAAGAUAAUGACGACGAAGAAACAAGGGAAUGUAAAGGUCUCUUUAAAGAUUUGAAGAUCUUCUUAAGUCGGGAGGUACCAAGAGAGUCCUUACUUUUUGUGAUUCCAGCCUUUGGAGGUAUAGUUUCUUGGGAUGGAGAAGGAGCUCCAUUCCAGGAAACUGAUGAUGGUAUCACACAUCAGAUCGUUGAUAGGCCAACGCAGGGCCAUGUCUUCCUCUCUAGAGAAUAUGUCCAACCGCAGUGGAUCUAUGAUUGUGUAAAUGCGAGAAUCCUUUUACCAACAGAUGGUUACAUGGUGGGAAGGGUACCUCCUCCACAUUUGUCACCUUUUGUUGAUAAUGAGGCAGAAGGCUACGUUCCUGAGUAUGCCGAGGUAGUUAGACGCUUAAAAGCUGAAGCAAAGAAAGAAGUACUGCCCAUGCCUGGAUUAGAGAAUCUGGAUUUGGAUGAUCCUCAGAGUCUAGUGGCUGAAGGAAUUAUGAGUCGGACUGAAGCUAUCGAAAUUGCUCAGAAGAAGCUCAAGAUGGAUGAACUUGAAAAGCGGUAUCAUGAAGAACUGCAGAAAGAGCUUCAGAAAUUGCCAUAUUCUGCUGCUGCCAGCUCAAAGAAGAACGCGGACAGUAUUGAUGAGGAGAUAAAAGAUCGCGUUGAUAGAUCUGCAAAGGAUGUUAGUGACAUGGACCAAAUUGUACGGACACGCAAGCAGAGGGGUCUAGUGAAAGCAAUGGAGAUGGGAAUAGAAAAGAAGGCGGCUAAGGUUAAUCUUCUUAAGAAACGGAAAGAGAAUAUUGCGAAAGCUCCUGCCAGCAAAUCCUCCUGAUUUUGGUUUUUGAUGUUCUCAGCCUUAUUUACUUGUUUUGGGUGGACCAAUUACUUUUUACUAGCAUAUUUUUGUUCCAAGUAAUAUUGAAGUAAAAGUUGUAUUUUUGACCAAAAGGGAGAACUGACUUUGACUUAAAGAUGGUUUGAGUACUUUUUCUUGACAAUCCAAUUGUUAUAAAAUCAGAUUCUAUUAGUGAUGUGAUUAAUGAUUCAUUUCAA
Messenger RNA from Papaver somniferum (opium poppy), 2076 nucleotides. Its product is annotated as pescadillo homolog. Lineage: Eukaryota; Viridiplantae; Streptophyta; Magnoliopsida; Ranunculales; Papaveraceae. Gene Ontology annotation, biological process: ribosome biogenesis; maturation of LSU-rRNA from tricistronic rRNA transcript (SSU-rRNA, 5.8S rRNA, LSU-rRNA). Gene Ontology annotation, cellular component: PeBoW complex; nucleolus. The transcript has 13 exons. Gene Ontology annotation, molecular function: RNA binding. The record is from RefSeq and is a predicted model, not a curated record. Bases 92 to 1855 code for a protein of 587 amino acids.